This is a messenger RNA of Malus domestica (apple), 1065 nucleotides long. Lineage: Eukaryota; Viridiplantae; Streptophyta; Magnoliopsida; Rosales; Rosaceae. The record is from RefSeq and is a predicted model, not a curated record.
AUGGUAACUGACAAAGCCACUGAGAGUUUUGUUCAACCAACGAUUCCACGGUUUGAUGGUCACUACGACCAUUGGAGCAUGCUAAUGGAGAAUUUCCUCAAGUCAUAUGAGUACUGGAAUCUUGUGGAAUCAGGGAUUGAUGCCCCAGCAGAGGGAGUUGUGUUAACUGAACAACAAAAAAGGGUUGCUGGACAAAAGCUGAAUGACUUGAAGAAGAAAUAUGAAGGGUCAGAAAGGGUGAAGCGUGUAGUGCUUCAAACUCUAACAAGGGACUUUGAAACUCUACAAAUGAAAUCAGGUGAGUCCAUCACUGAUUUCUUUGCUAGAACUCUGGGAAUAGCAAGCAAGAUGAGAUCCAAUGGUGGCACCCUGGAAGAAGUCAAAGUUGUGGAGAAUAUUAUGAGAUCAUUGACUCCAACAUUUGACUACAUUGUCUAUUCAAUUGAAGAGGCAAAGGAUGUUGCUGAGUUACGAGUUGAUGAACUACAAAGCUCUUUUAAUCAAGUUCUCGAGGAGGAAGAGGUCGUGGAAAAGGUGGAUGAAGUAGAAGAAGAGGUGGUCAAGGCCAUCGGGGUGGUGGACAAUCUGGAUAUCGAGAUGAUAACAAGUCACCUCGUAUUUUCAAAAAAGAUGCCGACUCUGAAGAAAAAUGAGCACCACUUUAAUAAGUCAAAAGUGGAGUGUUAUAGGAGUGGACAAUUUGGCCACUACAAGAAUGAGUGCUACAUGAAGUUACCAAAUGAAAAAGGAGAAAAGUCAAACUUUGUGGAGAAAAAGGAGGAAGAGACACUUUUGAUUGCUUUUCAUGCAUUGAUAGAGACUAAUCAAGAGACAUGGUAUGUGGACACGGGUUGCAGCAAUCACAUGAGUAGAUUGACAAAGAAGAUAGUGGUAAGUAAGGAUGUAAUAUUUGAUGAAGACACCAUGUGGAAUUGGUCUGAGAACAUAUCGGCUCAACAAAAAAUUCCAGUUGAUGAUGAUUCAGACAAGGAAGAUGUUGCAACUCUUGAAACUCAAGCCCAACAUCCAUCUCAACCUGAAGUUCAGUCAUCUCAACAAUCUUAA